AUGCAGGCCACUGGUUCCCGAUGUCCCGCCACAGCGGCCCAAAUCCAGCCACAACGAGAUGAUGGAGGCCGCUAUAGUGGGAUAAAGGCCGCCAGAGCGGCCUUUAUCUGGGACGAACACCAGGUCAAAUGUGAGCACCAACUGCCCGAAGGUAUAUCUCAGAGGAUGUUUAUUCCUACUUGGAAGUGGGAACGAAUAACUAUGGAUUUCAUUGUAGGUUUACCUACCACAGUGGGUGGUUAUGACUCCAUUUGGGUUACUGUUGACAGGCUGACCAAAUCUUCCCAUUUUAUCCCAGUUCGUAUGAAGUAUAUGGAGGAGAAGUUAGCCGAGCUUUAUAUCAAUCAAUUAUGCAACUACAUUAGGUCUCAGUUUCUAUUUUCUCUAAUUGAGUAUGUGUCAAAUGAGUCUCGUGUGCUUUCUCUUGAUUCAAUUGUGUUAGGUCCUGACUUUUCUUUUGAGGAGGAGCCUAUAUCUAUCAUGGAUAGGCAGCUUUACAUCAUUUACUUGGGACACAAGCCACAUGAUGAUCAUGAACUUAUCACUGAUUCACAUCAUGACAUAUUAGGUCAAGUGAUUGGGAGUAAAGAAGAAGGCAAAAAAAAUAUGGUAUAUAGCUAUAGACAUGGCUUCUCUGGAUUUGCUGCUAAAUUGACUGAUUCUCAAGCUAAACAAAUUAGAGAAUUACCUGGUGUGAUUCGAGUUGUACAAAAUCAAAUUUACAAGACUCAUACAACAAGAAGUUGGGAUUUUUUGGGUCUUCCUAAAAGUGAUCCCAACAAUCUUCUCAACAAAACAAAUCAGGGUGAUGGAAUAAUCAUUGGCGUUGUGGAUACAGGUAUAUGGGGAGACUUAGAAGGUUUUAACGAUAAAGAGCUAGGUCCAAUUCCGUCUCGAUGGAAAGGUAGUUGCAAAUCAGAAGCAAAUUUCAAUGCCACAAAACAUUGUAACAAAAAAAUUAUUGGAGCUCGUUGGUACAUAAAAGGAUUGAUGGAAGAAUAUAAACUAAACCAAACAAUGGUGGAAAAAUCAUAUAAUUUAUCACCAUUAGAUGAAGAUGGACAUGGUACACAUGUUGCCUAUACAGCUGCUGGUUCUUAUGUUAAUAAUAUUCAAUACUAUGGUCUUAACAUGGGAACAUCAAGAGGAGGAGCACCACUUGCAAGAUUAGCAAUUUAUAAGGUAUGUUGGAUUAAUAAGGUAGAUGGAGAAACUUAUUUAGUUGGUGCUGAUGCCCUUGCUGCUAUUGAUGAUGCUAUAAAAGAUGGAGUUGACAUAAUAUCAGCAUCUAUUGGUUUAAAUGGUCGUGUAUUUAGUGAAGUUGAUUUUGAAAGUCUUUUAGGGAUAGGAUCUUUUCAUGCAGUAUCACAUGGCAUACCUUUUGUUGCUGCUGGUGGAAAUACUGGACCUGAACCAAACACUAUUGGUAAUGUUUCUCCAUGGAUAAUAACUGUUGCUGCUAGCAAUGAAGAUAGAGAUAUUGUUACUCCUUUAACACUUGGAAACAACAACACAAUACUAGCUCAAGAAAUUUUUCAAGGGAAGAAUCAAGCCUUUGCUCCUUUGUUGGUAGCUAGAGAUGUAACAAAUAAAGAAGAGCUUAAAUCUAUUGUUAAAGAGGUGAAAGGAAAAGUUGUAAUGCUUUUCUUAGAAGACAAAAAAGAUGUAUUGUUUUAUUUGACAACUCUAAAUAAUACUGGGGUCUUGGCUUUAAUUUGUAACCAAGAUCCUAUGAUUAAAUUGGGUCAAACUAGGGUUGUUGAGGGCAAUGAGGUAUUCCUAAAGGUGGCUAAGUUCUCAUCAAGAGGUCCAAAUUCCUUUGCUCCAGACAUUUUGAAGCCUGAUGUUGCUGCUCCUGGAGUUGGUAUACUAGCAGCAGCUCCUCCUAACAAGGGAAACAAUGGGUUCCAACUCAUGUCAGGAACAUCCAUGGCAGCUCCUCAUGUCUCAGGAAUUGUUGCACUUCUUAAAGUGGCACAUCCUGAUUGGUCUCCUGCAGCUAUUAAAUCUGCACUUGUGACUACAGCAUGGAACGAGGAUACAUAUACAUAUGAAAUAUAUUCAGAAGGAACAAACAAUCUUGCUAAUCCAUUUGAUUUUGGAGGUGGCAUUAGUAAUCCAAAUGGAGCAAUGGAUCCUGGCUUAAUAUAUGAUAUGGAUAAAAAUGAUUAUUUGAAUUAUCUUUGCACCUUGGGUUAUAAAAAUGAUAUGGUUCAAAAUGCAACUUCAUAUUUUUUCGAUACGAAAAAUUCGACUAUAUGUCCUAAUGAAGUACCUUCUAGGUUGGAUUUGAAUCUUCCUUCAAUAUCGAUUCCAAAUCUUAAGAAUUCGAUUAUUGUUAGGAGAACUGUUACAAAUGUUGGAGAAGUCAACUCGAUAUAUAAGUUGGUGGUUAAACCUCCAAAAAAUACUGCGAUUAAAGUAAAUCCAAAUGUGUUGAAGUUCAAUUCCAACACAAAGAAGAUUUCCUUUGAGGUUGAAAUAAUAUCAACUUAUCAAAGAAAGAGUAAUUUUAAUUUUGGAAGUUUGGCAUGGAGUGAUGGCAAGCAUUUUGUUAGAAUUCCUAUUGCUGUGAGAAAAUAA
Messenger RNA from Solanum stenotomum, 2583 nucleotides. RefSeq names its product subtilisin-like protease SBT3.10. Gene Ontology annotation, molecular function: nucleic acid binding; serine-type endopeptidase activity. The record is from RefSeq and is a predicted model, not a curated record. The transcript has 13 exons. Lineage: Eukaryota; Viridiplantae; Streptophyta; Magnoliopsida; Solanales; Solanaceae. Bases 1 to 2583 code for a protein of 860 amino acids. Gene Ontology annotation, biological process: proteolysis.